AUGCAUCUGCGGCAAGCAGAUGUUGAAGAAUCAACCUUGCUGGUUCGAGGACGCUCGAUGUGGUCGCCCGUGUGGCAAGAAGCUCAAGUGCGGCUCACACAUGCCGCAAAACUUGCCACCGUGAAGGGCAAUGCGAAGAUGUCGAUAUUCCCGGAUCCCACUGCGCCCAGCCCUGUGGGAAGAUUCGCAAAUCGUGCGACCAUCCGUGCCAGGAUACCUGCCAUUCGCCUUUCGCAUGCAAAGAGACUCCCUUGCGACGACGAGUGUGCUCGAUUAAAGCGAAAUGCAGCGCUCGCCGAAGCUCUUAGGAUUUCUCCGGAGCACGGCGAUAGCCAUAUCCCUUACUCAGAUACGACACUUGACCUGUACAAGGAGACCCCAUCUUGGGCGGUCAUGCAAGACAGAGAAUUCAGAGCGUUCGCUGCGGAUGAAACGAGGAAGGUUCAUCGAUUCAAGCCCAUGGCUGCUAACCAGCGUGCGUUCCUGCACUCUCUCGCUGCCGACUACGGUCUUGACAGCGAGAGCCAGGAUAGCCCACCCCACCGAAGUGUCGUCCUCUACAAGACACCUCGGUUCGUAUCGGCGCCCCUGAAGAGUCUGUCGCAAGCCCUGAGCCUCCGGGCGAGCCAAGCCGUAGAAGCGUCGAGAGCCGCAGCUGCGGCGGCGGUGGAACUACUCGGCGAGCCGUUCAACGCCUUCGUGCUCGCCUCGCCAAAAUUCGGACUCACGGUCGAGGACGUGGAGGAGGGUCUGAAGAACGACUUUGCUUUACAGCCGACCGUGGCUUUCGUGGUUGCUUUCCUUCCUUCGGACGAGGUAGUCAUCCGUGGGGCAUCUCGCAGCUUUGCCCACGCCGUUAGCGCGACGGCCCUCGAGAACAUUCUUAAAUCCAUGAAGCCGGCCAUUUCGAAGACUGUCACUUCCCAGGAGCUAGCCCAGUCGGUCGCACUUUGCCAUGCCGAUGCUUCCAUGGACAUUACCCGACGAGAGCGAGGCGCGAACUCGUCGGCAGGGGGGUGGAAUACGGUUGUUAGCCGUUCCAUGCAGAAGGCUGCAGCGGGUGGAGGACCUUCAUCCUUGGUGCGAGAGGUACAGGAGGAGGAGCCCAAGCCGGGACGGGUCACGCUGGGCCUAAAGAAGAAGAAGAAGACACCGGAGCCGGAGCCGGAGCCUGUAGAUGACUGGCUCGAGGCGGCGGAGAAGUUGGAGGACUGA
Molecule: messenger RNA, 1215 nt
Organism: Scedosporium apiospermum
Lineage: Eukaryota; Fungi; Ascomycota; Sordariomycetes; Microascales; Microascaceae
Exons: 4
Coding region: 1-1215 (404 amino acids)
Biological process (GO): negative regulation of transcription by RNA polymerase II
Cellular component (GO): nucleus
Molecular function (GO): RNA polymerase II transcription regulatory region sequence-specific DNA binding; DNA-binding transcription factor activity, RNA polymerase II-specific
Source: RefSeq, a predicted model, not a curated record